AUGGUUGAGACUCGUAGUACCGUGGACCUCCAGAAGGAGGCCACUAAUAUCAUACUAGAAGCCAAUAAGUCCGGCAAUAUGGACAUUUCACGUAUACAGGCAGUUCCCCCUAAGAUAUGGGGACAAGUGUGUACUGCGUUGGACAUUGAGAGGCUAAUCAACUAUAAUCAGUUACUCAUGCAACCAAAGUAUAUGAAGGAACUGCAGGAGGUUCUCGCUGCCCGCAUAGAGGCCGAGAAGCCGGCGUUCACCCAUAGAAAGAUUCAAGAGGCGGGACCGCCGAAGACGGCCACCCAGCCCUCGACGAACAACCCACCGGUUAAUCGACCACCCACGCUGGACCUGACUUCAGUGGGCCAACACGCUCCAAUGAUGGAAGAAGUCUACUACAGCGACCAUAGCUCGACACCGAGAAUACACGGUAAACGUCAUACGAUUACGACGGACGGGUGGGCGAACAUUGACUAUCUAAUGGGCGACCCUGCACAUAUGUUGAAUCAGCUGCGAGGGGUACGAAUGUCACCCGAAAAGGCAUUUGAGACCAGGAAUAAGAUCCUGCGAAAGGCCCUAGUUGAUCCCGAGAUUGACAACACGGACAAGCUGAUAGUUCGUGUGAAUCAACUUAUCGACCAAGGCCUAAUUACGCAUGACUUAUCGGUUAAUGUACUUUUGAGCUGCACAGUGUACGGGAAAGAGGGGACUAUGCGUCGGAUUGAGUCGGGUGCGAUACUUAAACCCAUAAACAUCUACAACCUAAGUUCGCGGAAACGCCCAGACGACAAGAAACCGAGAACGCAAAACCCAAAUCCGAACACAUACGCUAGCAGUAAUAAGAAGAAGAAUACGACGAAUUACAACAAUCAGAACCGACGAGGCAGUUAUAGUAAGCCUACGGAGACGACUAAGAACUGGACCCAGGGCAC
Gregarina niphandrodes is the source of this 923-nucleotide messenger RNA. RefSeq lists its product as hypothetical. The annotation marks the transcript as partial. The transcript has a single exon. NCBI's taxonomy places the organism in Eukaryota, Apicomplexa, Conoidasida, Eugregarinorida, Gregarinidae. The record is from RefSeq and is a predicted model, not a curated record.